Vespa crabro (European hornet) is the source of this 6108-nucleotide messenger RNA. It is a transcript of the gene rdgA, whose product is annotated as eye-specific diacylglycerol kinase. Gene Ontology annotation, biological process: intracellular signal transduction; diacylglycerol metabolic process; lipid phosphorylation. Lineage: Eukaryota; Metazoa; Arthropoda; Insecta; Hymenoptera; Vespidae. The coding region runs from base 1212 to 5864 and encodes 1550 amino acids. The transcript is spliced from 11 exons. Gene Ontology annotation, molecular function: ATP-dependent diacylglycerol kinase activity; protein binding. The record is from RefSeq and is a predicted model, not a curated record.
GGGGGGGGGUGUGGCGCGGGGGAAGAGGGAAAAAAGUCCAGUGAGCUUUCGAUUUCAAGGUUACAAAAGAAAGAAAAAGAACAAAAGAAAAAGAGGGGAAUAAAAGGAGAGAGAAAAAAUCCCAGAGAGAAAAUAAUCGUCCAUCAUAUCGCUCGACGAUCGCUCCAACAAUAAGAGAGUGAUAUUUUUUUUGAUCAAAUAAAAAUACUAAAGGAUAGAAAGAAUAAUAAUAAGAAGAAGGAGAAAAGGAAGAAAAAGAGAAGAAGGGGGAGGAGGAGGAGUUGGAGGAGCAGGAGGAGAUAGAGCAAAAUUCGAUGAUAACGAUUGUCCAUUGAAAUGAUUUAAAAUUAACCCCGAGUGAUAAAAGUUUAUACGAUGGAAUGACAAUGACAAGGCGUACGUGAUCGACGAAAAAAAAAAAAAAAAGAAAAGAAAAAUAAUCAUUCGUUCGAUUUAAUUAAUCGUUUGAUUUAAUUAAUCGUUUAAUUAAUACCGAUUAUUAUGAUCGUCAAGAAUCGUCGUAGAAGAUUGAAAAACUUUGCCGUUUUGUUCGCGUUUAGAAGUCCAAUGGACGGAUCCAAAUUAGCGUCCUAACCGAUCAGCUGUUAUCCGGAGGAGUAGGAGGAGGAGGAGGAGGAGGAGGAGGAGGAGGAAGAGGAGGAGGAAUAGGAGCAGAAGGAGCAGAGUAGUAGUAGUAGUAGUAGUAGUAGUAGGAAAAGGAGGAGGAGAAGGAGUAGGAGUAGGAGGAGGAAGUGGUGGUGAAGAAGGAGGAGAAGGAGGAAGAGAGGAAGUCGUGAUAUCUGGGAAGAGACUUAGGAUGGGCUGCAGAUCGGCCGUUAAGUUCACCGCGGAGGAAGGGUGCGAUCGAGGGCAACUCGAGACGACCACCUCGUCGUCGGUGAGGUGCACCGAGGUCAACGACCUCUUCACCGAAGCUAAGCGCCUGCUGCUGCUGCUAAGGCAGUUUGGCGAGAAGCGUGCCGGUGAAGAAGAAGAAGAAGAAGAAGACGAAGACGAAGACGAAGAAGAGGAAAAAGUAAGAACUAGGAGAAGACCGAUCGAAGAUAAAGAUAAAGAUAAAGAAAAAGAAGAUACGAGUCGGUGGUCGGUGGAAUAUAAAAAUUCUAUUAAACCUUACGUCCUUUACGAUAAUCGAAUAAUUAAUUGCCAGAAGGAAUUAUCCUCUGGAGGAAGAUAGCUGUAAAAUUAUAAUGCAGAGAUUCCGUUCGACCUUCAAAAGGUCGCGCACACCUACGGGCGCGGAAAUGAAGUCGCAGUCGAGUUUGGAAGUACCGAAACAAGUUAGAUCGGCCUCCUUCGAUGAGAUCCAAUUGGAAGCACAACGACAGGACGAUGGUGGUGUUGGUGUUGGUUGUACCGUUGGUUCAACCGGUGUUACAACCGGUAUCGCCGUUGUUGGUUCUUCUUCUUAUGGCGAGGCAUCGAGAUCACCAAGGACCACGUCCUCAUCAUCCUCCUCUUGUUCACCUGCAAGAUCACAGGAAUCAAUUGGACGUGGCGGUGGUAGAAGAUCGUCGACAUUAAGGGUACCACAAUUUCAAACGGGACAACGUUCGAAGAGUUUCGACGUUUACGAAAGAAACGUUGGUUUACCACCGUCGCAAUCCUCGUUAGGUGCUAUACGAAGAUUCAUCGAGACCCCGACUAUACAAGUUUCCGGUUGUUAUCAUUGUGCAUGCGUCGAGGAAUACAAAAGUCUUUUUCUUAGUAGAGACGACGAUGAAACUACUACGACCAAUACGACUGCUUCAUCGUCGCGGGACGAUGAGGACGUCGACGUAGACGAUGACGGGAAUAACGGGGACGACGGCGGGGACAAUGUGGACGUAUCCGUGACCGAGGAGGAUCGCGAUGUCGAUGAAUUCAUCGAUGAUGUCGCGGAUGAAGAUGAGGAUGAAGAAUAUCGAUCGGAGGACGAACAGUUUGAUUACAAGGUUGAAUCUAAGAGAGACGGUAGCCCAGAAAUAAGGGUAACCUUUACCGCUUUCAAUGAAAAUAUUACAGAAUCGCCCCCAUAUUCGCCGUCACCUUCGUCCAAUGUAAUAAUCGCCAAUGUCCCUGACAAUGAGAAAGCCAAUGAAGGUGGAGGAGAAGGAGGAGGAGGAGGAGGAGGAGGAGAGAAGACGACGGUGGUCAUCGAUACCUCCAAUCUAACCGGUACAACUACUACUACCGAGGUCACCUCCGAGGUCAAGGACGAAUUAUAUCCCGAGAGACAACGAAGAAGGUCGAUAUCAUAUCCGAAAUUGUCGAGACAAGAGGCACUUACCUCUUACCCUCCCUACUUAUCAUCCUCCUCACCUUCGGGUUCGCGAGAGGACGAAGAGAAGGAUGAUUACCAAGGUGCAGCUGGUGGUCCUGGUCCUGGUGGUGCUGGUUCUGGUGCUGGUGCUGGUGUUACUGGUGCUGGUGGUAUAACUGAUAAUAUAAAUCUCAACGAGGAACCCGAUAAUAAUAAUGACGUUCUAAUAGAUUCGCGUUCCGGUAAAUCUAAAUUAGUCGUUAGAAAUGUAUUUCUAACUGUACCGGAACUUAAAAGGGAUAGGGCCGCUUCCGUUGAUUCCUGUUUUAACAAUAAUAAGAACGACAAGUCCGAGAAUUAUUCACAUUCCCUUGACGUUCCGCAACAAAGUAUAAGAUCUAAAAGUGUCGACAUCGUACUACCAACCGAGGUUCAAACAAGAUAUACAGCUUUACUACCUGGAACCAACGAGGCCCGACCUCCAAGAGGAGGAAGGGAAGAAGGUGCCGCUAGUGGUGGUCAACGUGAGGUCCGAUCAACCCCCGAUUGGGGUGGUACUGCAUUUAAUGGUGAACAUUUUUGGGUACCAACAGCUGCGUCCGGUGACUUUUGUUACGUCAAUGAUUGUUCGAAACAUGGACCACGGAUGAAAUGUUCCGCUUGUCGCGUCGUCGUACAUGCACUGUGCGUACCGAGUUUAAAUUUUACCUGCAAGACCAGUUUCCGGGACGUCGGCGUACGCCAAUAUCGCGAACAAACAACGACGAAUCAUCAUUGGGUACAUAGACGUUCGCAAAAGGGAAAAUGUUCUAAUUGCGGUAAAAGUUUCCAAUCGAAGUUAAGCUUUACGUCGAAGGAAAUAGUGGCGGUUAAUUGUAGCUGGUGUAAGGCGGCAUAUCAUAACAAGGAGGCCUGCUUCAAUGUCGACAAAAUCGGUGAGAAUUGUGAACUCGGUGUACACUCUUCUAUUAUCGUACCACCAUCUUGGAUCGUUAAAUUACCGAGAAAGGGUAGCUUCAAGAGUAGCCUAAGAAAAUCACCGAAAAGAAGGAAAAGCGGUAGCGGACCGUCUACUUCUAAUACAAGCCGUAGAAAAUCAAGAGAUAAGGAAAAGGAAAAGGAACAGCAGAAAGAGGAUCAAGGAAAAUUUUGGGCCGUCAAGCCAAUUCCAACUGCUACCGUAAGGCCGGUAUUAGUUUUCAUCAAUCCAAAGUCCGGGGGCAAUCAGGGAGCUAAAUUGUUGCAGAAAUUUCAAUGGCUCUUGAAUCCUCGACAGGUCUUCGAUCUAACACAAGGUGGACCUAAAAUGGGAUUGGAACUCUUCAAGAGGGUACCGAAUUUGCGGGUGUUAGCUUGUGGCGGGGACGGUACGGUCGGUUGGGUCCUAUCUAUCUUGGAUCAAAUCGGUGCCUCAUCGCCACCGGCUGUCGGUGUACUUCCUCUUGGUACCGGAAACGAUUUAGCCAGAGCACUUGGUUGGGGCGGUGGUUAUACCGACGAACCAAUUGGCAAAAUAUUAUCAAGUAUCGGCGAGAGCGAAACGAUAUUAUUGGACAGAUGGCAAUUAGUCGUAGAGAGAAAUCCUGAAAUUCAAAAUGACGACGACAGCGGAAAGGCAAAGGAAAAUCUUCCAUUGAACGUCGUCAAUAAUUAUUUCUCACUUGGCGUAGACGCUCACAUAGCCCUUGAAUUUCACGAGGCCCGAGAGGCACAUCCAGAGAAAUUCAAUUCGAGAUUGAGAAACAAAAUGUUUUAUGGACAAAUGGGCGGUAAAGAUUUGGUACGGAGAAAAUGGAAAGAUCUUUCGGAAUUUGUUACAUUGGAAUGUGACGGACAAGAUUUAACUCCAAAAUUAAAGGAACACCGUGUACACGCUAUAGUAUUUUUAAAUAUUGCCUCGUACGGUGGUGGUACACAUCCAUGGUGCGCUGGUAGUACCACGAAGGAACCAUCUACUGAGGAUGGUUUGAUCGAGGUUGUAGGUUUGACGACUUAUCAAUUGCCUUUAUUACAAGCCGGUGGUCAUGGUACUUGCAUAGCACAAUGUAGCAAAGCCAAAUUGGUUACAACUAGGACCAUUCCUAUGCAGGUCGACGGUGAAGCCUGUCGAUUAUUACCGUCGAUAAUAAAUCUUAGCCUACUUAACAAAGCAACGAUGCUUGCCAAAAGAAGGAACACCGGUCAACCGCAACAGGAUAUUGCCAAAUUGGAAAGAUUAAAUUUACCGGUUAUGAGGAUAAAGAUGUCUGAUUAUGAGACGUAUUAUCAUGACAAGGAGAGAUUAAAAAAAGUUGCCGAAUCAUUGAUACCAGAUUCAUUGGAUUUAGAUGCUACGACAGAUUUGGUAUCCUUAAGGAAUAUCUUAGCGAAAAAUCAUAAUAUGGAUGCUUGUUGUUUCCUCGAUUCUUGUACAGCCGAAAGAUUCUUCAGGAUCGAUCGUGCCCAGGAACAAUUGCAUUAUGUUACCGACGUUGCUGCCGAUGUCGUUUAUAUUCUCGAGGAGAGUAGCCCAAGUCAGGUUGUACCAACGAUAGAGACCGAAAUUAUAGCGGGUCAGGAACCGGAAACGGCUCAUCCUUCGCCUAGCGAAGAACGAUGUCCAAGAGAAAAGCCAGCCAUGACAAAAGCAGGCCCUACUACUACUUCCCCUGACAACGACGAUGGACGAUCCUCAAAGGUCGUCAAAGAGGAUGAAUCCAAUGAAGAUAAACUCGCACAAACGAAGAUUCAAGAGGAACAAGUUACGUCUCCGAAGGGAACCGAGAUCGUCGUAAAAUCUAAAAAAUCUAGAAACGUGACGUUACAACCUAACGUUUCGAAUUUGCCGAAAGAAGAGAUGGAGGAGUUGAAGGAGGAGGAGGAGCAGGAGGAGGAGAAGGAGAAGAAGAGGGAUCAGAAGCAGGAGGACGAAGAUGUCCAGGUCAAGGUCAAACUUGGGACCAAGGAGGACGAAGAUCCAGGAGAAUCGCAGAAUACGAUUAACGUAGGAACGCGUAAAAAGACGAUGGAAGAAGCUAAGGAUGACGAUGGAACUAAAGAAACACCAUCUAAACAAAGUGGUAGCUCGUCUAAGGCAAUAAAUGCAUCUAACGCGGAUAGAUCAGCCGAUCAAACAUCCAUCACAUUUAUCAGUCCACGAGACAGACUAUUCGGGCUGAGCUCCGAGGUUCAUACCUUUAAUACCAGUCUACUCGAAAAGACGUCAGAUGGAAUAUUGAAGGCCGCUAAGAUCGGUGAUUUAACGGCCCUCAAGGAACUCCAUGAAAAGGGAUAUUCCCUUUUGUCUAUCGACACUACUGGACAGACAGCUUUGCAUUUGGCAUCUAGAUAUGGUCAUAAGAAUAUCAUUAGAUUUCUCAUUGCCUGUGCCCCGCCGACGAUCCUCGAUAUUGUUGAUAACGAUAAAGGUCAAACGGCAUUACACAAAGCCGCACAACACAAAAAACGUACGAUCUGUUGCAUGCUCGUUGCCGGUGGUGCAAACCUAACAGUGAAAGAUCGUCACGGUCAUACACCUAGGCAAUUAGCUUUGAUGGCAGAAGAUCGUGAACUUGCGGCGUAUUUGCAAAUUGUAGCCUGUGGCGGUACUACAAUUCGAUGAGAGCCAGUGGAGGGAAAGGGAAAGAAAAAAGAAAAAAAAGGAAAAAAAAAAGGAAAAGAAAAUGAAAGAAAAGCCCAAGAAUAAUUAACGUUAUAAAAAGUAUCCUCGAUGAAAAGAGUAAUCGAUUGUUACAAAUAGUUUAAUCAAAGAGACGAUUGAAAUCAAUUUGAUUGUAAUUAAAAUGCUCUUGAUAAACGACGAACGGACGAAGGUUGAAGAAGAAAAAAAAGAAAGAGAAAAGGAA